This is a messenger RNA of Plectropomus leopardus (leopard coralgrouper), 1500 nucleotides long. RefSeq names its product coenzyme Q4 homolog (S. cerevisiae) (gene coq4). Gene Ontology annotation, cellular component: mitochondrion; mitochondrial inner membrane. NCBI's taxonomy places the organism in Eukaryota, Metazoa, Chordata, Actinopteri, Perciformes, Serranidae. Gene Ontology annotation, biological process: ubiquinone biosynthetic process. The record is from RefSeq and is a predicted model, not a curated record.
UUACUUUCAUUGAUAAGGCAGCCGGUGAGGUCGGGGGCACUCUGCCUGUAUGCUCUGCGGUGCUUCCGUUGAACUGACCGACCCCGCCCACCUGACAGGGCUGCCCCGGAGAAAAAACCGAGCGAAACUUCAAAGAGGCGCAUGCGCAUUGGAGUCCACAAUGUGGUUGUUUGUAGGUAGAUUUUUACAACGGUUCAAUCAGCGACAAUGCGAUUUAAUCUCCAAAGUGUGUGUCCACCAGCUACACAGUAGUAGGAGUUUGUUUACAGACAUCCGCUAUGAUGGGCUGUAUCCUGGACAUAUCCAAACCACCCCCAUCCAGAAAGCCCUGUUGGCUGUUGGGUCAGGAGUGGCUGCACUACAGAAUCCCUACAGACAUGACAUGGUUGCAGUGCUCGGUGAGACGACGGGACACCUAGCGUUGAUAAAUCUCAGGGACAGGAUGAGAAACGAUCCUGAAGGGUACACUAUCCUAACAGAAAGGCCCAGGAUCCGGCUGACUACACUCGAUAUGAGCGAGAUGGCUUCUCUGCCCGACGGCUCUUUCGGGAGAGAAUACCUUCGUUUUCUGGAGGACAAUCACGUGACACCUGACUCUAGGGCAGACGUGAAGUUUGUGGACGAUGAGGAGCUAGCUUACGUCAUGCAGAGAUACAGAGAGGUCCAUGAUUUGCUGCACACUUUACUGGGCAUGCCCACCAACAUGCUGGGUGAGGUGGCGGUGAAAUGGUUUGAAGCCGCUCAGACUGGGCUCCCCAUGUGUGCUCUUGGAGCUGUGUUGGGGCCACUUCGGCUGAAUGCAAGCCGUUUACAGUCGCUUUUCACUUCCUUGGGCCCAUGGGCUCUGCAGAACGGUCGGCGCGCCCGCUGCGUCCUCAGCGUUUUCUACGAGAGACGAUGGGCACAGAGCAUCGAAGACCUCCGAGAAGAGCUCAACAUAGAGCCGCCUCCUGUCAUAGUCAGUGCCACCAACAAGAGGGACACCUGAGAAAUACAAAAAAAAAAGAUCACUGGACUUUCAGAAGAGCACAAACCCAAAACCCAAAAAUGAUUGAUUACAACUGUUAUACUGUAAGGGAGGAAGUUAUUAACUACUGAGGAAAUGUCACACUUGCCAAACUUUGGUUUGUCAACUUUUACUUAGAAUUUUGAGUGACGUAAUAUCAGAGUUUUUCUGCUCCUUCAGACCAGUUGCUUCCCAGCAAAGGGUCACCAGAUCAGUCUGAGGGCUUGUGAGAUGUUUGGAGGAAAAAAUAAAAAAAGAAGAAACUUAGUUUUGACAUUUUCUGGACAUUUUUCUAAUGUUUUUGUUUAUUAAAUAUUAGAUAAUUUUAUCUCAGUUACAGCGAGCCAUAAAAGGUUGGGAACCACUGCUAUAGACAACAGGUCAGAUUCAACAGGUCUUGUUUAGUCACUGUCUGUUGUUGAGAAUGGUACAGAAAAUGUGUAUUUGUAUCAAUGAGUGAAAUAAAUUUUUAAAAAAUUAUUUCUUUACUUAAA